Molecule: messenger RNA, 1800 nt
Organism: Prorocentrum cordatum
Lineage: Eukaryota; Dinophyceae; Prorocentrales; Prorocentraceae
Source: the annotation of a GenBank genome assembly
AUGGACAAAGGACCACAGGACGCUCUUGUCCAGAGCCCCAGUGGAGGCAAGGACGAGAAUGGCGAGCACGACCCGCAGCAUAAUAAUGGCUAUUUGGGCUCCCUCAUGCAAUGGUGGAAGCCCUACACGAAAGCGCAGGAAUCAACGAGACCUGGAUGGCAUGAUUAUCCAAAUGGCAAAGCGGCCACGAUGUACUGGCAUUGUGGCGGAGAGGGCGAAGUUGCCAAGGAGGCACCGUUCUACCACAGGCUUCAAUUCGACCUGGCGAACAGCUACUAUUGGUCUGGCGAUCAGUGCAUAGACAUGCUCUACUUCUACAUGCAGUGGCACCCGAUCCUCGGGCUAUUCCUUUCGCAUCCCAAUCACCCCUGGAGCAAGAAGUUGCGACUGGUGCAACUGGUGCUCUCCAUGCUCUUCUCGCUCCCCGCCACCGCGGCGAUCGCGGCGAUAACCGAGACUGACAGGGAGGAUUCGUCGGUGCUGUUGGGCAAGGUCGCCGACAAGAUCCUCACCCUCAGCCUCAUCACCCUCCCCAACUGCAUCGUCGGCGUCGUUCUGUACCAGUGCUCGGUGGCCGGGGCUGCGUGCCCCAGCUGCAGGCUCUUGUGCGAGUGCCUGCACAACUGCUGCGCCUGUCUGAUGUUCGUGCUCGCGUGCUGCGCCUGCUCUGUGGCGAUUGCGUUUUUGUCCGCCAAGCCGAACAUCGUGGACGCCUUCUGGCCCCUCCUCAUGGGGCUCGUGUGGUACUGGCUGCUGUGGUUCCCGCUGUGGCUGUUCGUCCCCGGGCAGCUCGGCUUCUUCAGCCUCUGGAGGGUCGAGUCCGCCAAGGCACGCUCGCUGCUGGAAGCGGCAUCGGCGGGCGCCGGCCGCCUGGCCGACCAGCUCGCGCCACCAGCUUCGGCGCCGAGGGCGCCGCGGGGCCGCCGGCGUGGCGCGCUCGGCGCCGAGAGGCGGGCGCCGCGAGGCGGGCCCGCGCUCCUGCGCGGGGCCGCGGGCCCUGCGGCGACGGGCAUCGAGCCGGGCGGCACGAGGGCCGGCCGGUCGCAGGAGCUGCUGCGGGCCAGCCUCGGGGCCCGCAGCUGCUCGGCCAGCGGUGCGCUCCGCGAUGCUGCGCGGGGCUCGGGGCCGUGUUUGCGAAUGCAGUCGUUUGACAUACCUGAUAUUGAUCAUGCUUUGCAGUUCGAGGUCGGCUACAUGUACUUCCUCUUCUGGAUGUAUUAUGUUCUUGUCUCGGUUGGUGGAAGUUUUCAUAUUGACGUGAGCGUCUACCACAUGACGCUCGGCGAGAGAAGCGGCCUACAGGCGUGCCCCGCCCCAGCGCUCCCCUCGUUCGACCAGCCGGAGGGCGCGGGCGAGGGCGGCCGCGCCGGCGGCGGCCCCCCGCUGCCCGCGGAGCAGCCCAGCGACGAGGAGCUCGUGCGCGUGCUGGAGACCCUCGGGCUCGCCGCGCUGCCCGACCGCUUCGACAGCGGCUUCGACACGGUGUGCGACUGGGCCCGCACGCUGUCGCUGGGCGAGCAGCAGAGGAUCGCGGCGUGCCGCUGCCUCCUGCGGGCCCCGCGCCUCGCGGUGCUGGACGAGGCCACGAGCGCGCUGCCCGUCGAGGACGAGCGGAGGCUCUACGAGCAGUUCCGCCGCAGGGGCAUCCGCUACCUGUCUGUGGGGCACCGCACGAGCCUGGCGGCGUACCACGACUCCGUGCUGCAGCUGCUGGGGGGGGGCGAGUGGCGGGUCGUCGGUUCCGAGGAGUACGCCGCGGGAGCGGCGGACCAGGGCGGCCCGGCCGACGGGCCCGCGUAG